Messenger RNA from Cannabis sativa, 1624 nucleotides. RefSeq names its product ribose-phosphate pyrophosphokinase 4. Lineage: Eukaryota; Viridiplantae; Streptophyta; Magnoliopsida; Rosales; Cannabaceae. Bases 136 to 1392 code for a protein of 418 amino acids. The transcript has 7 exons. The record is from RefSeq and is a predicted model, not a curated record. Gene Ontology annotation, cellular component: ribose phosphate diphosphokinase complex; cytoplasm. Gene Ontology annotation, biological process: purine nucleotide biosynthetic process; 5-phosphoribose 1-diphosphate biosynthetic process. Gene Ontology annotation, molecular function: magnesium ion binding; ribose phosphate diphosphokinase activity.
UUUCAUUCGUUUGACACAUGACAACAACUGUCGCAUAUUUGAGACUGAGUCAGUAGUCACCUCAGCUCAGCUGGACACGAACCAAAGCAAUCUAUCGCCGUGGUCGGAACCGGAGAAAAAACCAGUAACCGCCACAUGGCGGCGGCCACUCGACCUCUUCCGACGUCGCGCACUACACCCGCGUGUUCCCAUGCGCUCAAAUCUCUGAAACCUUCUUCACCACCAGCUUCCUCUUUCUCUCUUCCUCUUCCUUCGAAAUCGUCACUCUCCAAUGGCUUCUUUUCCAACCAGAAGAGGCUCGUAGUACAGGUCCGGAGCGAGAUCAAGAGCUUUGAAAACUCUCAGAAUUGGACAAUUGAAACCGAUUCUUUUCGAUUCGUUCCCAACUCUUCGUCUCAUUCCUCCUCAUCACUUUCCAUGGCGGCUUCCACCUCCGCUGCCAAGACCUCUAAGAAGGUCUGUCUUUUCUAUUGUGCUGAGACUAAAGCACUCGCCGAAAGAGUUGCUUCCGAGUCUGACUCCAUUGAGCUUCGUUCCAUUACAUGGAGGAAAUUUGAUGAUGGGUUCCCCAAUAUUUUCAUCCCCAAUGCACAUGGCAUUCGUGGGCAACAUGUGGCGUUCUUGGCAUCAUUUAGUUCCCCAGGAGUUAUCUUUGAGCAGCUCUCUGUAAUCUAUGCUUUGCCCAAAUUGUUCAUCUCCUCAUUCACAUUGGUCCUUCCAUUUUUCCCCACGGGAACUUCUGAGCGUAUGGAGGAUGAAGGAGAUGUUGCAACAGCCUUCACUCUCGCUAGGACCUUAUCUAAUAUACCAAUUUCAAGAGGAGGGCCUACUAGUAUAGUGACAUUUGAUAUCCAUGCUUUGCAGGAGAGGUUCUACUUUGGGGACAAUAUUUUACCAUGUUUCGAGAGUGGGAUACCUUUGCUCAAAAAUAGGCUUCAAGAGCUCCCUGAUUCGCAUAAUAUAUCCAUUGCUUUUCCCGAUGAUGGAGCUUGGAAAAGAUUUCAUAAGCAGCUGCAGCAUUUCCCAACGAUUGUUUGUGCUAAAGUUCGGGAAGGUGACCAACGAAUUGUGCGUAUCAAAGAGGGAGACCCCAGCGGACGGCAUGUUGUGAUAGUUGAUGAUUUGGUCCAAUCAGGUGGUACCCUGAUUGAAUGCCAGAAAGUAUUAGCGGCCCAUGGAGCAGCAAAAAUCAGCGCUUAUGUUACUCAUGGGAUCUUUCCUAACAGAUCAUGGGAACGCUUUGAACAUGAUAAUCAAGGGCACCCUGAGAAUGGUCUGACCUACUUCUGGAUAACGGACUCGUGCCCAUUGACUGUUCAACAGGUGAUGUUCAAAGCACCCUUUGAGGUUCUUAGCCUGGCUGGUUCUAUAGCUGCUACCCUUCAAAUAUAAUAACAACCAAAAAGAGAAACAAAAACAAAAAAACAAGCAUGGCUUCAAUUCAAUUCUACCCUCCCAGCAAGCAUAGACUAUAGACUAUUAUAGAAUAUGUUAAACCUGCAGUCAUAGAGAGUUUGUGACAAUCAUGCGGCCACAUAGAAUUUUUUCUGUUCUUUUCUUUUUGUACUUUGCUUUUAUUUUAAAUACUGCCAUCAGGUUAAUAAAAUCAAAGGAUGUUCACAUC